UCCCGGUGGGUGCAGGUUGCUCGGGGCUCUGUGGUUGGACGGCGGCGCGGGGCUGUGGUGUCAGCUGAUGCAGCAGCAGCCACUACUCGCUUUUCUCUCUGUGCGCACAAACCUCUUGUAUUUUCAACCCGGAUGCUGAUCUGUGCCGUGACGGUGCUGCCCAGUGCGCAGCGCUGUGGGCAGAUUUCAGUACCCUUGAAGCGGACAGCUCUCCCCGGAUCCACACGCCCCUGAAACGCCGGGCUCCGCAUCCGAGUCCCUGGAGGGCAGCGCCGGGGGGAUCCCGAUUCACACACCCGAGACAGGGGGAGGGUGCACCCGCUACGUUAGAGGCUUACACCUCCCUGCUCUUGCAAAAAAAUCGUGACCACUCCGCACGCCGCCGUAGUGGAAGGGUGAGACCGAGGGAGGAAGGGGGGAGAGCAUCACCACAGAGAGGAGGAGAUGGCGGAGUGCGGCCGGAAGGCGCUGUCCCUCCUGGAGGCGGCCCGGUCCCGGUACGAGAGCCUGCAGAUAUCCGACGACAUGUUCGGGGAGUCCGGGGAUGACAGCAGCGACAACCCCUUCUACAGCACCUCCGGAGACUCCGACUCCGACAACUACAUCGCCGAGACGGGCGAGGGGGAGCAGCAGCAGCAGCAGCACCAGCAUAAGCGAGGCGACAGGGAGAGCGGCCACGGCGGGAGCAGCGGAGCCGGUCCCCCGGGGUCUCUGUCCCGGAGCCAGGCGGAGGAGGAGGGCUGGACGGAGGGGCUGCAGGAUGUCACGGUGCCGCCGUACAAAGACACAUACGGCCCGGCUCAGAAGAUGCCGGCCACCGCCACAGCCUUGGACUUUUUCCAGCUCUUCGUCCCGGACAAUUGCAUCCAGAACAUGGUCACCCAGACCAACAUGUACGCCAAGAAGUUCCAGGAGCGCUUCGGCUCAGACGAAGGCUGGCGUCCCGUCACGACCCAGGAGAUGAAGGCCUUCCUGGGCUUCGUCACCUCCACCAGCGUGCAACGCUGCGAGUCGGUGCUCAGCAUCUGGAGCUCAGGCUUUUUCAGCAACCGCAGCAUUGCCCUGAAGAUGAGCCAGGCGCGCUUCGAGAAGAUCCUCAAGUACUUCCACAUCGUGGCUUUCCGGCCGUCGCAAGGAAGCAACCAGGGCCUGUACAAGAUCCAGCCUUUCCUGGACUCACUGCAGCAGUCGUUCGGCUGCACGUUCAGACCGUCUCAGACUCAGGUUCUUCACGAGCCCUUGAUAGACGAGGAUCCCGUGUUCAUCACCACCUGCACGGAGAGAGAGCUGAGGAAGAGGAAGAAGAGGAAGUUCAGCCUCUGGGUUCGACAGUGCACCUCCACCGGAUUCAUCUGUCAGAUCUCUGUCCAUCUGAAGGACGGCCAGGGCACAGACGGUCUGGCCACCUUGAAGAACAAGCCUCAGCUCCACAGCCUCGUGGCCAAGCAGCUCUGCCAGAACAUCUCCGGCAAGAACACCAUCAUCUUCACCGGGCCGUCCAUCACGAGCCUCAGCCUUUUCACCGAAUUCAGCAAACAAGACAUCUUCUGCUGUGGUCUGCUGAGCACCAGGAAGAGCGACUGCACCGGCUUGCCUCAGAGCAUGCUGGUCUGCGGCUCCACGCCGGCGCAGCGCGGCCAAUCACGGGUCAUGAUGAAGGGCGGCAUGUCGCUGAUCAGCUGGUACAACAAGGGACACUUCAGGUUCCUCAGCAACGCCUACUCCCCAACUAAACAAGGUUUGAUCAUCAAGAGGAAAAGUGGGGAGAUCCCAUGUCCUCUGGCUGUCGAGGCCUUCGCCGCGCACCUCAGCUACAUCUGCAAAUAUGACGACAAGUACAGCAAGUACUUUAUCUUCCACAAGCCCAACAAGACCUGGCAGCAGGUCUUCUGGUUGAGCAUCAGCAUCGCCAUCAAUAACGCCUACAUCCUCUACAAGAUGUCGGAUGCCUACACGGUCGAGCGCUACAGCCGAGCACAGUUUGGAGAGAGACUGGUCAGAGAGCUGCUGGAUCUUGAUGACUGCUCCCCCACACAGUGAAGAGGAGGAAGAAGAAGAGUUGGAGGAGGACAACAAGGAGCGCAAAGCAAAACACACACACACACACACACACACACACACACACACACACACACACUCAGACACACACUCACACAAUCCCCACACAUGUAUUUACACCCUUCAUUACGGUUGUACAGACGCCGCCGUCUGUGUCUAUGUGAUAAUACUGAAGCAGUGCCAAGCCUGUGUCUCUCUCCCUCUAUAGUUGUUUUUUGUUGUACUGCGAAUAAUCAUUAACACAACGGCGACACACUCACACAUUAGAGAAUUAUGAGCCAUGGGACACCCGCCUCAGCUGCAACUUUCCAACACACACACAUUUACUGAGGAUCCAUCAGCAGGAGCAGUUUCACAAGCAGACAGAGGCAGGAACAGUGACACCGGGAAGAAUUCACUGUUUAAAUGAUGUCAGCAUCAAGUUUAAACUCUUAUUAAAGAGGGAAGUUAUCGGCGUGAGCCUGAAUCUCCUGUGUGACUCUUUAAACACAUCAGAAGGCUACUUGAUAUAUAACACACGCGACCCUGUAAAGCUUAGUAAACCAGGACUAUGGUGUGUUCACACGCUGCAUGCAUAAAGAAUCUGGAUUGUGAUGUUCUCUUGUUCGAUGUGAAAAAUGAUUUCUGCUCCAGGUGGGUUUUUUGGUCCCUGUGUAUUUCUUCAGCAAGUUGGAACUGCCAUUUGUGUGUGCGACUUUGAGCCUGGGGAUGUAUUUGUACGGCUAUUGUGACCCAAAUGUGUCGUGUUGCUGCAUAACGUGCUCGUCAGGUGAUGUAAAGCCACAUCCAGCAGUGUGCCGCCAAGUCACAGAUUCUCCUUCGAAAGAGAUAGAAAGACGAUUUUGUUUCAGAUGUUAUCAAACCCCUGAAAAGCUCAUUUAGGGGGAAUUUCUCUAAAACGAGGGGGAACGGUUUUGUUUAUUAAUAAAAUGAUCAAAAUCCUAAUCCCCAUCGCUCAUGUUGAGAGAAUUUGAAAAAUAGGUUAAAAAAAAAUCUAAUCUGAAACCUACUUUUGUACCAACGACACCUUUAUUGCCAGAUGAACUUGUGGUGUUUGCCCGUUUCAGGAGUUAUUGCUAUGCAAACUAACUGUGCUUCGGCUUUGUUCACAAGCUCCUUGAUUGGACGUUCAGUGAGCCUGCGUUGCUAGGCAACAAGUGCAUAUCUUGGCCAGUGGGCCGGGGGUUUGGACAAAUAACGUCGCUUGGCAAGAUUCACAUUCCAAAAAAAGAGUAAAAACUGAAUCCCGGGGGUUUUUGAGCUGUCCCAUUAAAGCAACAAAUCAUAACUUAGGGAAAAAAGCUUUGGGGGAAUAUUGUCGUACAGUGAUUUGCUUCCUCACCUCUGGUCUCAUCAAAAAAGAGAAUUAUUCAAUGAUUAAAAAAAACGCAGUUAUUUUAUCAGCACAUUUGCAAGAUGUAAUAUCAGAGGACUUAUGGACUUUGAAGAAUAAUCAGUUUCAAUCAGUGUGUUUCCCUGUGAAAUUGAAGCACAAAUGCCUUUCGGACAAUUAUUAGCGUGAACGUUGUCUUGUUCCCGUGACACAUGUCUUGUCACAUAACAAUUUCUAUCUUCCCCCUCUUGUCGGGCCGAUAAUACAAGUGUGAGAGAGAAACUCAACUCACUCCCUGUCCUCAGCCCACACUGCUGUCUGUAGCUUUAAAGAGGAUUUGAGUCCGAUUUGCUUUGUCCUGCGGUCGACACGUUCUCGUCACGCUGGAAUCAAGGUAUCGAUGUGCGCUUGCUCCGUCGGCAUGGUCAGACGUGUGAAUACAUGUUGCAGUAAGAAGACGGCCUCUACGCUGGCAGAGCCGUGUCAUUUAGUGAUGUGUCGGCAGGACUCACGCACUGUCCCACGUCACAGUCUUGCACUUUUGAGGAGAUUUGUAAAGAUGCCGACAUAUCUCUCUUGAAUCCGAUGAUAGUACAGACUGCUCUCAGAAGAAUCGAGAAAAUAUAACUGUACCUAGACACAUGAGAUGGAUUAUAUCAAAUGACACCGAUGAAAUAAAACUGAAUAUUAAUGACUGUAACCAAAACAGAAAAGAUCUCCACUGUAGAUUUAGAGUAUAUGGUCGAGUAUGUCUGUGUAUAUUUUGUUAAAACUGAGUGUAUGUCCAUUAUCACUCUGUCACUGAGACUCAAGAUUGUGAUUUUUCUUUUUUACUUUUUCACUAAUCCAAAGCAUUGUUGUUGUCAUUGUUGCUCUUGUGCGUAUGUUAGUGUGUGUGUGUUUGUGUGUGUGUGUGUAUGUGUCUAAUCACUGUUCACCUUGAAGUAACACUGUUAGUCUUAAAAGACUUUCCCUGUUAUGUCAUGUAUUUGUAAACCGAUGAUUUUAAUACACUUAUUUGAUGCCGACUAACUACACGCACUCGUAAUAAAUUGACUGGGUCAUAUUGUGAAACUGAAAAUA
Platichthys flesus (European flounder) is the source of this 4474-nucleotide messenger RNA. RefSeq names its product piggyBac transposable element derived 5 (gene pgbd5). Gene Ontology annotation, molecular function: transposase activity. The transcript is spliced from 7 exons. Gene Ontology annotation, biological process: non-replicative DNA transposition. Gene Ontology annotation, cellular component: nucleus. NCBI's taxonomy places the organism in Eukaryota, Metazoa, Chordata, Actinopteri, Pleuronectiformes, Pleuronectidae. The coding region runs from base 445 to 2040 and encodes 531 amino acids. The record is from RefSeq and is a predicted model, not a curated record.